Molecule: messenger RNA, 4669 nt
Organism: Pogoniulus pusillus (Red-fronted tinkerbird)
Lineage: Eukaryota; Metazoa; Chordata; Aves; Piciformes; Lybiidae
Gene: RPS6KB1
Product: ribosomal protein S6 kinase B1
Exons: 15
Coding region: 25-1494 (489 amino acids)
Biological process (GO): signal transduction; peptidyl-serine phosphorylation
Molecular function (GO): protein serine/threonine kinase activity; ATP binding
Source: RefSeq, a predicted model, not a curated record
GACAUCGACCUGGACCAGCCGAGGAUGCGGGUUCGGACGAGGGAGCUGGAGGAGGGGGGUCAAUUAAGUGAGAGCAUGGACCAUGGAGGAGUUGGCCAAUAUGACCUUGGCAUGGAACAUUGUGAAAAAUUUGAGAUUUCAGAGACUAGUGUAAACAGAGGUCCAGAAAAGAUCCGCCCAGAGUGCUUUGAGUUACUGCGUGUACUUGGCAAAGGUGGCUAUGGCAAGGUGUUUCAAGUACGAAAAGUAACUGGAGCAAACACUGGGAAAAUAUUUGCCAUGAAAGUUCUUAAAAAGGCAAUGAUUGUAAGGAAUGCAAAGGAUACAGCUCACACAAAAGCAGAGCGGAAUAUACUGGAGGAAGUGAAACAUCCCUUCAUUGUAGACUUAAUUUAUGCCUUUCAGACUGGUGGAAAACUCUACCUCAUCCUUGAGUAUCUCAGUGGAGGAGAACUAUUUAUGCAGUUAGAGAGAGAAGGGAUAUUUAUGGAAGACACAGCUUGCUUUUACUUGGCAGAAAUCUCAAUGGCACUGGGACACUUGCAUCAAAAAGGAAUCAUCUACCGUGAUCUGAAGCCAGAAAAUAUCAUGCUUAAUCAUCAAGGUCAUGUAAAACUGACUGACUUCGGAUUAUGUAAAGAAUCUAUUCACGAUGGAACAGUCACACACACAUUCUGUGGAACAAUUGAAUACAUGGCCCCUGAAAUCUUGAUGAGGAGUGGGCAUAAUCGUGCUGUGGACUGGUGGAGUUUGGGGGCAUUAAUGUAUGACAUGCUGACUGGAGCACCUCCUUUCACUGGGGAGAACAGAAAGAAAACAAUUGACAAGAUUCUCAAGUGUAAACUCAACUUGCCUCCCUACCUCACACAAGAAGCCAGAGAUCUGCUUAAAAAGCUGCUAAAAAGAAAUGCUGCCUCACGUCUAGGAGCUGGUCCUGGAGAUGCUGGAGAAGUUCAGGCUCACCCGUUCUUCAGACACAUUAACUGGGAUGAGCUGUUGGCACGAAAGGUGGAACCUCCUUUUAAACCCUUAUUGCAAUCUGAAGAGGAUGUGAGCCAGUUUGAUUCAAAGUUUACACGUCAGACACCUGUUGAUAGCCCAGAUGACUCUACUCUCAGUGAAAGUGCCAACCAGGUCUUUCUGGGUUUUACGUACGUGGCUCCAUCUGUACUUGAAAGCGUAAAAGAGAAAUUUUCUUUUGAACCAAAAAUUCGAUCACCUCGCAGAUUCAUAGGUAGCCCUAGGACACCAGUCAGCCCUGUAAAGUUUUCCCCUGGGGAGUUCUGGGGAAGAGGUCCUUCUGCCAGCGCAUCAAACACUCAGCCACCUGUGGAAUAUCCAAUGGAGACAAGUGGAAUAGAACAAAUGGAUGUGACAGUGUGUGGAGAGGCCUCAGCACCGCUUCCAAUCCGGCAACCAAACUCUGGGCCAUACAAAAAACAAGCUUUCCCCAUGAUUUCCAAACGACCAGAGCACUUGCGCAUGAAUCUAUGACAACACCAUUUUAUUACUUCCUCCUUUUAGGUUUCUUUUUUCCCCUCCCUUUUUUUUUUUCUUUUUUUCUUUCUUUUUUUUCUUAAAGCCUUUGAAGGUGGAAAACAAAGAACGGACAUAAGCCCCCUUGAAGCUGAACUAGGAGGGCUUGUAUGGUUUACUUUUAAAAAGUGACAGUAUCAAAGAGUCAGUCAUUGCACAGAGCGACUUGGAAAGCAAAGAAAGAAUGGAUUUUUUUUUUUCCUCUGUCAAUCAAUGGUGCAUAAAAAGACAAAAAAACUUUUAGAAAAUGGUAUUGCAGAACUCUAGGCACAUCAUCUGAUUCACAGUGACAUCUUCUCACCUUAUCAAGGAUUUUUCAGCUUGAUAGCUUGAAACUGACAGUAUUAAGGGUCAGGAUGUUGCUUCAGAAUCGCUGGUCUAGUGGUGAAUGUGUCAAGGAGGCUUAGCCCUUUCACUAAGCAGAGUAUGAAAUGCCUACACGCUUGUGUCUGAGGGUUGAUUAGCAUGCAAGCUUGGUUAAAGCUGUUUCCUACAAUGGGGUGGAAUCAAAGAUGAAAAUGAAUUGGUAUUUCACAUUCGAAACAUAAUGAGUUUUUUAUAUAUAUAAUAUAUAUAUAUAUAUUUUUCAAAUAGAUUUUUCUUUUUUUUUUGAUUCAGCUCAUUAUGAAAAGCAUCCCAAAAUUAUAAAUGAAAAAGAAUUGGUUGCUGUGAAGAAAGUAAAGGCUCUAGUUCUGAUUCUUCUCCUGGUGAAACAACAGAUCAAUAACGAAUCACUCAACUACCAGCUUGGCAUUGUGGGGUGGGAGAGAACUGUUUCACUUGCUUACCCAGCUGAAUUCCCUGUUCCUGCAAAGACAAAUGGAUCUAAUCAAAAGGCAAUGCUGCUAUGUUCUAGGCUUUACUGGAAGCCAUGGGCUCACACACACGUCCUGCUUAUUUCACCCAUGUCCUCAGCAGACAUUUCACUGGAAACAUCACUUUUGUAUACACUAGUCCUUAGGUGGAGACCGCUGAAUGCCUUCAGAUUCUUACCCACACAUCAGGAAAAUGUGCAUCGGAUACAAGGUCAGUAGAGACAUGUAGGACCACAGGGAACAUGCAUUAAUUCUCCAUAGUAUAAGGAAAAAAAUAAACCAAACAACUUUUUUGUAAACAGUGGGUAAGAAUUUGAGGAAUUUGUUUCUGGGAGCUCCCUACAUUAUACAUUUCUAAACUUAUCAACAGUUUUUUUUCUAUGCUGAGGCAAUAAAUUUGCUGAUUGUAUGAGAAAAGUGUUAAAUGGCCUUUCAGUGAAUGUCUUCCACAGUGGGUCAGAACUUUAGCAACUUAAUUUAGGAAACGUGUUUUAAGGACACUAUUUAUGCUUUGAAAUUGUCACAAUCUGUACAAAAACGACUUACAGGUACAAAGAAUAAAAUAAAGGUAACUUUACCUUACUUAUAUACUUCCUGCCUUAAAGAAAGCAUUUCCAUGAACAUAGCUGGUGAAAGGGUUAAUAUCUGCAGAGCUUUACACUAGUUAGAGUGUGUAUGGUGUGUGCGUGUGUGUGUAGAUGAUCAUGCAACUGCAUACAAGUCCUGUCACUUUUUGCCUGCCACACAUUGCAUUAUGUUUAGUCAGACUGUGCAAAGUCUUACUUCUAGUGUUUCACAACAGUAGGGAUUUUUUGAUAGAUUCUGCUUACUCUGUGUAUACUGAAUCUUUUUUGAGCCAUAGGAUCCAAGCCAUAAAACUCUCUUAAGGAAGUUGAAUCCAAUCAGAGUGCUGUUCUCUCAAAUUUGCAAGUUGGAAGGAUUCAGCAAAAUCUUGAUACUGACAAAGAACCACCACCAACAAAAAAGAUGGUUAUGAUUGAGCAACAAUUAGUUGUGUUUUCCCUUUUUUUCCCCCUUUUCCUGAUAAGCCUUUUGUUGGAAUAUUACUUUUCAGUCUUUUAAGGAAAAUCAAGUUACCUUAGAGUGACAUAAAUUGUACUGGCAGAUAAAUUGCCAUUUUUCAUUUGGCAAUGAGUGAAUUUGGUGACAGGUUGUGAAUCUCAAGGGUGUUGAUGUGUGUUUGUGUUAUGCAUAUUUGCAAAUGCACAACACUUUGAGCAGUGCCUCCCUCUGCUGCUGGUUAACAUUGGUUUCUUGAUGCAUUUACUGAGGAUAAAGGAACUUAGUUAAAAAUUAAUAAUAGCUCUUCUUUGAGGCAGAUCUCUCUUGGUCCUAGUUACAGCUAACAGUUGCUUUUUGAUUGGCUGGAUAGAAAGGUCCAGUAGAUUUGGUUUAAUAUGGCUGGCAAGAAUGGCAAGAGUUGUUUGUCUGAGUUCACUGAUGAAUUACGGAUACGAUUCGGCAGGUUGCAAAGCAAAUUUCAUGUACUGUUGAUGUUUCAUCCCAUAGAUUCUUAAGUUUAAUUCCCUACCAUAACUGUGAAACUUUUGGGAGUGUGACUCAGACAGCAAGCACACACUAUGCAAUAUGGUUUAUCCUGUAUUUAUUUGUAAAAAUAUCAGACAUAGAUCCUCUAUAUAUAUAUAAUAGUGUCAAAAUUACUAGACGUGAACUAAGGGGAGUGGAGUUCUAGCUCCUGUCUGGCUAUUUCAGAUAAGUGCAGAGUGCAUUGAAUAUUGGAGAGCUUAACAAGUGCUUUCUUUUGUUCAUUUAAAAAUGUCUUAAAUUUUUCAUUAGAGUAUAGAAUCUUAUUUUUGUUUAUUUUGUACAAGCUGCGCUUUUUUAAUUAUAAUCACUGAAAAAUUCACUAUAAUUUGAUUUUAUAGGAUUUUUGUAGCAUUACAAAAAAUAGAGUAAAAACUGAGGUUAAUACCUGUUGUGGCUAACCAUAUAAAAGUAUUAAAUCUUAAACUUGAACAAAAGUCAUAUUUUUUUUUACCAGAUGUUAAAUAGGGGACUAUUUUGUUCUGCAGGUCAUUAUCACAAAAGGUUUCUAGGUCGGCUGUGUUACCAGCAGUUUUUUCUUUUCCCAUUUGAUGCAGAAACUAUUCUGGUAGAAGAUACUCAGAAUUUCAUCCUUUUUCUCUGUGGGAGUGAUGCAUACACUUGAUGCCAUUCGUGUACUAAAUUGUAAUUUUGGGAAUGCUGGAAUAAUUCCUACCAAGACUGUCUUAAUUGUGCCAUCUGACAUUUGAAUGUCAUCCUGGUAUUAGCUCAUAAUAAAAGAUAAAAAUAAA